AUGUCUGCGGCGACAGAAGAUGCUUUGGCCGAAAAGAGGCCACAGAUGCCCGAAAAAUACACCUGGCUUCGCAAAGCUGAUUCCCUCCAGGAAGGUUGCUGCGUCAGCCUGUGUGUCCCCACCUCCGCCAUUGAUGAAGCGCGUUCCAAAAUGGCUGAGGGUGACCCAGAGGAUGACCCAGAGGAUUCAGUCGUCGAUGCUGUUCUCAAGCGCGUCGUUGCAAUAAAGAUUCCCGGGAAAGACUCUAAGCAGCCUACCAUGCAUCACGAAGCACGUGUUCUCGACGACAUACGCCGUCAAGCGUAUCCUCGCAGCGGCGGUGCGCACUGCAUCGAGCUAUUAGACCACUACGACAUGGACGCCAUGGACCGGGGAGAACCAGGUUGGCUAGUCAUGGCAAGCUCAUCGGUAUGCUGUGACCUUGACGCACUCUACAAUUUCGAUAUCGGGAAUAAGCUUGAAAAGGCUUUGCUCUGGCUCAUGAUUGCGCAUGUCUACGAAGCAGUCUAUUUCCUACACCGCAAUUGCGACCCGCCCAUUACACAUGGCGAUAUCACUUUCGAAGCCAUCCUUGUCAGCUGUCCCUACGAAAAAGGGAAGAACGGCAAGAGUGCGAUUGCCAAACGCCCAAAAAUCAGCCUGAUAAGUUUUUCAGAGAGCGAGAUGCAUGAUCCUAACGGCUCUCCAGAUGAUGUUGGACGCAAGGCUCGGGCAGAGGAAGAAGAUGUCGAAAAUCUGGACUCUGCGAUCCAAAGACUUGUCAAACGUUGCUACGAGGGUUACGAACAGGGUUUUGUAGGAAAAGGAAAGGCGACAUAUAGCAUAACAAAGAAAGUUUGGAAAGAUGAUACCCCAGAAGAGGUGAAGAGGUUUAUGGCGAAGGACGUACAGGGUUUGAAUGGCUUAUGGGCUGAUAUUGGGAAGUUUGCCAAGGAGCAGUUGGAAGAUGUUAGUGAUGAGGAGUGGGAGGAGCUGAGGGACUCGAUCAUUGAGGUCACUGAAUCGGAAGGAAAGUUGAGCGAUAUUGUCACGGACCUUCUAAAGGGUCAGCCUGUGGAGGAUUAG
Alternaria hordeiaustralica is the source of this 1065-nucleotide messenger RNA. RefSeq lists its product as uncharacterized. The record is from RefSeq and is a predicted model, not a curated record. Bases 1 to 1065 code for a protein of 354 amino acids. NCBI's taxonomy places the organism in Eukaryota, Fungi, Ascomycota, Dothideomycetes, Pleosporales, Pleosporaceae. The transcript has a single exon.